AUGGCUACCGAUCUGAAUUCGAUACGAAUAUGGCUUCGCAAAACUUUGGACAAAGCUCAAUACGCACAUCCUGAACGAGUAUUUCGAGAUAUUGACGCCACUCUGGCAAUGUUUGGCAAAUCGCUGGCUUUAAAGACAGAUACAUAUACGUACGAUGAUGGCAAAAGUAAAGCCUUGUUAUGUCUUCACGGAACAAUUCCGAUCACUUUCAAAUCAACACCAUAUAACAUUCCUAUCAACAUUUGGAUCCCAACGGAAUAUCCCAUGGCAGCACCCAUCGUAUUCGUGGUUCCGACCUCUAGUAUGUUAGUAAGACCAUCAAAAAUCGUUGAUGUAAGUGGUCGAUGUCAGCAUACAUAUCUACAGCAUUGGGGCAUUAAUCCGCAGGAGGAAUCAAAUAUUGUUACGCUAUGUAAAAUUCUGCAAAACAUGUUUGGCCAAAACCCACCAGUAUAUACAAAACCCACUUCACAACCUUCACCAGCUCCGCAAUUAUUACAUCAACCACCUACCAAUGGAGGUCAGAACACUUUAACGUCACCAGUUCUUCAUGCCUAUCAUCCACAGUCGCCAACACCUCCUCCUUUACCGCCUCCACCGCCUUAUCAGUCUGUUGCAACAAAUAAACCGGCUAGUAGACCGAGAAGUCGUAGUCAAGCUGCACCAGUUCCUCCACCGAAUCCACGGUACAUGAUUCCGUCACAAAAUCAUAUGUAUCAACAACAACAACCGUCACAGCAGCAUUCUAGUUCAUUGCCUAGGUUUCUACCUGGGGAAGAUUCUUCACAACUUCAUAUUUCAAGUAUACUUGAUGAUCCGUCACCACCUUUUGUCUCACAGCCUGCACCAUUGCCAACAACACAAAAUCCAGAGUUGGUAAAACUACAGUCUGCGGUUUAUGAUAAAGUAAAAAAAAGUUGCAAUGAAUACUUUGAAAGAUCGACGCCAGAAAUACAUAGGAUAAUGGGUUGUGGUGAACAGCUAAAUAAAAGCAAAGAGCGCAUUAACCAGGAACGUGAACAUUUACAUAAUUUAGAAAAUAGUAUAAAAGAAAAAACCGAAUUUUUAAGGAAUAAAGUGGCUGAAAUUGAUAGGUUAAUAGAGAAAGUCACAAACAUGCCAGAAGUUUCAGUUGACGAUGUCCUAUGUGGAACAACCAUAGUAUACAACCAGUUAUUUGAAUUGGUGGCAGAAGAAAAUGCAAUCGAAGAUACAAUUUAUUAUUUAGGAAAAGCUUUAUCCACUGAGAGGAUAGAUUUGAAUACAUAUAUGAAGAAUAUUCGCACACUAGCGCGGGAACAAUUCAUGCGUAGAGCUCUAAUCCAAAAAAUUCGUCGACAAACAGGCUUCGACAAAUCAGGCCAUUGGUGA
Messenger RNA from Cetraspora pellucida, 1371 nucleotides. Lineage: Eukaryota; Fungi; Glomeromycota; Glomeromycetes; Diversisporales; Gigasporaceae. The record is from the annotation of a GenBank genome assembly.